This is a messenger RNA of Neltuma alba, 3420 nucleotides long. Its product is annotated as receptor protein kinase CLAVATA1-like. Gene Ontology annotation, molecular function: receptor serine/threonine kinase binding; ATP binding; protein kinase activity. The transcript has 2 exons. The record is from RefSeq and is a predicted model, not a curated record. The coding region runs from base 142 to 3060 and encodes 972 amino acids. NCBI's taxonomy places the organism in Eukaryota, Viridiplantae, Streptophyta, Magnoliopsida, Fabales, Fabaceae. Gene Ontology annotation, biological process: protein phosphorylation.
AUCUUCAGUUUUACCACUUCCCAAACAUUAACUUCCCCAAAUGCCAAUUUAGAACACCCCCACCUUCAUCUUCAUCUUCAUCUUCAUCUUCAUCUUCCUCACCAGAAGAAGUAGAAGAACAAACAUAGAGGGAUAUCAGAUAUGAGAAGAUCCACUCUUUAUUCCAUCCCCUUCCUUCUUUCCUUCCUCUGGUACAGUUCAUCUCUGUCCAGUGCCUACUCUGACCUCGAUGCUCUGCUCAAGCUCAAAGCUUCCCUUAAGGGGCCCAAGGCUUCACCUUCUGCCAUGGAGGAUUGGAAACCCUCUCCUUCUCUCUUUGCUCACUGCAACUUCUCUGGAGUUCACUGUGACGACAAUUUGAGGGUUGUCUCUUUGAAUAUCUCGUUCCAUCCCCUGUUUGGAUCGAUUCCGCCGGAGAUUGGCCUACUUGACAAGCUUGUCUCUCUCACGCUUUCACAAGACAACCUCACAGGCGAGCUCCCGAAAGAGCUCGCCAACCUUGCUUCCCUGCAAGUUCUUAAUAUUUCACACAACGCCUUUACCGGAGAAUUCCCUGGCGAAAUCACUCUCAACAUGACGGAGAUUGAGGUUCUAGACGUUUAUGAUAACAGCUUCAACGGUUCGUUACCGUUGGAAGUUGUGAGAUUGAAGAAACUGAAGCAGCUCUGGCUUUCCGGGAACUACUUUUCCGGUGAGAUACCAGAGAGUUAUUCGGAGUUCGAGAGCUUGGAAAUUCUGAAACUGAACGAGAACAGCCUCAGAGGAAAAAUCCCGGCGAGUUUAGCAAAAUUGAAGAAGCUCAGGGAGUUGUAUUUGGGUUAUAGUAAUGUGUACCAAGGAGGUAUCCCCCCGGAGCUAGCCACGAUGGGCACGCUUCAACUGAUUGAUUUAGGAAGCUGUAAUCUAUCCGGCGAGAUUCCACCGAUCUUGGGCAAUUUGAAGAACUUACACUCUCUCUUCCUUCAAGUGAAUAACCUCACCGGAGAAAUCCCACCUGAACUCUCCGGUAUGACUAGCCUCAAGUCGCUGGAUUUAUCGAUCAACAACCUCACCGGAGAGAUACCCUCCAGUUUUUCCAGACUAACGAACCUAACUUUGAUCAAUUUGUAUGAAAACAAGCUUCUUGGUCCUAUCCCGCCAUUCAUCGGAGACCUUCCGAAUUUGGAAGUUCUUCUCGUCUGGGGGAACAACUUCUCGUUCAUUUUGCCGGAGAAUCUGGGAAGCAACGGGAAAUUUAAGAUGAUUGACGUGACGAGCAAUCAUUUCACCGGUUCGGUUCCGAAGGAUUUGUGUAAAGGAGGAAGGUUGGAGAUUUUCAUUCUCAUGAAUAAUUCUUUCGACGGUCCGAUUCCUGAGCAGCUCGGUGAGUGUAAGUCCUUGAAAAAAGUUCGAAUUUCAAACAAUUUCCUCAGUGGCUCGGUCCCUCCUGGGCUUUUCAAUCUUCCAUCUGCGUCGAUUAUCGACCUCAGUAACAACUUGUUAUCCGGCGAGCUACCAUCGGAUAUGUCAGGCGAUGCUGUCGGAAUUUUGACGCUUUCGGGUAAUAUGAUCACCGGAAAAAUCCCUCCGGCGAUCGGGAAGCUGCGGAGCUUGCAGAAUCUCUUACUAGACGCGAACCACUUUGUUGGCGAGAUUCCCGAGGAAAUGUUCAACUUGCCAAUGCUGACGAAGGUGAACAUAAGCUUCAACAAUCUCAGUGGUUCGAUUCCUGAUUCCAUCACUCACUGUGCUUCCUUAACCGCUGUUGAUCUCAGCCGGAACAACCUCGCCGGAGAAAUCCCGAGAGCGAUCAAUAACUUAGAAGAUCUCAGCAUCCUCAACCUCUCAAUGAACCACCUCACAGGUUCAAUCCCAGAUGAAAUCCGUUUCAUGGUGAGCCUGACCACACUCGACCUCUCCAACAACAACCUUGAAGGCAGAAUCCCCACAGGCGGCCAAUUCAGCGUCUUCUCCGGCGAGGACUUCGCCGGAAACCCCAAACUCUGCUUCCCACAAGACCACUCCUGCAAACCUCACGAGCCCCUCAAAUCAACCAAGAUGAUCGUCAUAACAAUCUCCCUCCUCACCACCACCCUCCUCGUCGUCAUCACAAUCUACACACUCCGAAAACGAAAGCACCACAAAUCCCUGAACUGGAAGCUCACCUUAUUCCGACGUCUGAACUUCAAAGUCGACGACGUCCUCGAAUGCUUAAAGGAAGAGAACAUAAUCGGAAAAGGCGGCGCAGGGAUCGUGUACAGAGGGAACACCAGAGACGGCACCGACGUGGCGAUCAAGAGACUGGUGGGUCAGGGUCGGAGCGGCCGGAACGAUUACGGGUUCAAGGCGGAGAUAGAGACGUUAGGGAGGAUCAGACACAGGAACAUAGUGAGACUGUUAGGGUACGUAUCGAACAAGGACACGAACUUGCUGGUUUAUGAGUAUAUGAGCAAUGGAAGCUUAGGGGAAUGGCUUCAUGGCGCAAAAGGAGGGCAUUUACAGUGGGAGGCGAGGUACAAGAUCGCGGUGGAGGCGGCGAAGGGACUGUGUUAUCUUCACCAUGAUUGCUCGCCGGGGAUUAUACAUAGGGAUGUGAAGUCGAAUAAUAUAUUGUUGGAUGCAGAUUUUGAAGCUCAUGUUGCAGAUUUUGGAUUGGCUAAGUUUCUUCUUGAUCCUGGUGCUUCUCAGUCCAUGUCCUCCAUUGCUGGUUCUUAUGGCUACAUCGCUCCAGAGUACGCUUACACACUGAAAGUGGACGAGAAGAGCGACGUGUACAGCUUCGGAGUGGUGCUGCUGGAGCUCAUAGUGGGGAGGAAACCGGUGGGUGAGUUCGGCGACGGCGUCGACAUCGUGGGGUGGGUGAAGCACACCACGUCGGAGCUGGCUCCUCCACGGUCGGACGCUGCGGUGGUGAUGGCGGUGGUGGACCCGAGGCUCAGCGGGUAUCCUCUCACCGGCGUCAUUCACAUGUUCAAGAUAGCGAUGAUGUGCGUGGAAGAGAAAGGCAGCUCCAGGCCCACCAUGAGAGAAGUCGUUCAUAUGCUCACCAAUAUCAAUCCUCCCAAUCUCAUUCACCUCUAAAAUAUAUAUAUAUAUAUAUAAUAUCAGUUCUAUAAAUAAACCCUGAUCUUUAUUUGACGCAUUAAAUAUUGAAUGGUAAAAAUAUAUAUAGUCUUAGCAAAAUGUGACUGAAGAAAUUAAUAUUGUCUCAUGUAUAUUUUGCAUGCAAUCCAUGCAGAAGCUUUUGUUCGUCAAUAAACGCAGCAAAAAAAGGGGGAAAAGAAAAGCUGAAUGUAAUCAUUCUGUGGAGAAGAAGUGGGAGAGAUAUAUAUAGUCUUUUUGCUUCUUUAUUUGUGAUUAUGGUUGCAUUUUGGUGUGAUUUAUGUAAGUUUGCUCAAGUUAUAAUAUGUAUAAAAGUUAAGUGGGUUGAUUUUGUUCUUU